Messenger RNA from Rhodotorula graminis WP1, 1260 nucleotides. RefSeq lists its product as uncharacterized. Gene Ontology annotation, molecular function: transmembrane transporter activity. Gene Ontology annotation, biological process: transmembrane transport. The transcript has 7 exons. Lineage: Eukaryota; Fungi; Basidiomycota; Microbotryomycetes; Sporidiobolales; Sporidiobolaceae. The record is from RefSeq and is a predicted model, not a curated record. The annotation marks the transcript as partial. Gene Ontology annotation, cellular component: fungal-type vacuole membrane.
GACGGCGGCCUGCGCGCGUGGCUCAACGUCGUCGGCGGGUUCCUCGUCCUGUUCUCGUCGUUCGGCGUCGUCAACGCCCUCGGCGCGGUCCAGGCGUACUACGAGCAGUUCCUGUUCCCGACCAAGUCGUCGUCCGACAUCGCCUGGAUCGGCUCGUGCCAGCUGUGCCUCUUCUUCCUGUGUUCGCUCGUCGUCGGUCCCCUGUUCGACAAGGGCUACUUCCACAGCAUCAUGGCCGCCGGCUCGGCGAUGUGGCUCCUCUCGAUCUUCCUCAUCCCGCAAGUGACGACCUACGGCACCAUGAUGGGCGUCCAGGGCAUCCUCGGCGGCCUCGGCGUCGGCUUCCUGUUCCUCCCGUCGAUGACCGUCCAGAGCCACUGGUUCGCGAAGAGGCGGGCGCUCGCGAUCGGCAUCGUUGCGAGCGGGAGCAGCGCUGGCGGUGUGUGCUUCCCGAUCAUGCUCAAUCGCCUGUUCGCCGACCCGGACGUCGGCUUCAAGAACGGCGUGAGGGCCUGUGGUUACGUUGUCCUCGCGUGUCUCCUCAUCGCCAACUCCAUCAUGCGCCCCAACCCGGCGCGCAAACACAUUCAGAAGCCGCCGCCGCCGCCGCUCAAGGACAUGUUCGACGGUCCGUUCACCUGCCUCGCGCUAGGCGCGUUCCUUAUCUCCUUCGGAAUCUGGUUCCCGAACUUCUACGAGCAGCUCUACUUUCAGUACCACGGCGCCUCGCCCAACGUCGUCACCUAUGCGCUCGCCUUAUUUAACGCGGGAUCGUCCUUCGGUCGCAUCAUCCCCAACCUGUUUGCCGACUUUGUUGGGCCCUUCAACGUCCAGGCCGUGUGCUGCUUCGGCGCCGCCGCGAUGGCCUUCCUCAUGCGCGUCAUGACGACCCAGGCGCUCCUCAUCGCGCACGCCAUCCUCUACGGCUUCUUCAGCGGCGCGUUCAUCGCGCUCGUGAGCCCCCUCACGGUGUCCAUGUCGAGGGACCUGAGCGAGAUCGGGCUCCGCCAGGGCAUCGCCUUCCUCAUCGUCGCCGGCUCGAGCGUCGGGUGCAACCCGAUCGCAGGCCGCCUCCUCUCGAACAACGGCGGCGACUGGAUCCACCCGAUCGUCUUUGCCGGUGCGUCUCUCUCCUCUCCUUUCUCCUCCUCCCCUAUCUCCCUCACGUCCUCCGUCACCCCUCCUUCGCCGCGCCUCUCUGUCACGAAUCGAGCGAACCUGACGCUCUCGCCCCGACUCGACCUGCAGGUACGACGAUGA